Molecule: messenger RNA, 370 nt
Organism: Paraphaeosphaeria sporulosa
Lineage: Eukaryota; Fungi; Ascomycota; Dothideomycetes; Pleosporales; Didymosphaeriaceae
Exons: 2
Coding region: 65-292 (75 amino acids)
Source: RefSeq, a predicted model, not a curated record
UCACAGUUCGAUUCUGCAAAAAGAAGCAACGAUUUAGUUUGAUAUACGUACUCGCCCGUUCACGAUGAGAUCCACCCUCGUAUACGCAAUCCUUGCCAUGGGCGCCGGCGCAGCUACCAUUCAAAAGCGCACCGAUCCCGGUUGCCCAGACCUCAUGCCAUUUCAAGCAUCACCGCCGUGGAUUUUCUUGUGCACCGCGUAUGACCUGACAUAUGAGAACGCGUGUGACCGCGAUGGAAGGACUGAUAGAGGGUACCGCACUUGCGCGUCUAUUGGGCCGCUGGCUUCGUAAAGAGGUGGAUGGAAGCUCUGGGCUAGAGGUCCUCGGCGGGACGUGAACGCCUUCUCAGAAUGCUCGAGGAUGCGAUUG